AUGAGAUCGAGACUGUUCGUGUUCAUAUCUUUGGUGUGCUUGUGUGUUGCAAUUGGCUCAAAUGAUGUCAGGAUUCUUGAAAUUGGUAAGGGCGAGAGGAUUGAGGUGAGAGAGUCUGAGAAGGGAUUGUUGAAGAGAAGAGGUGUAGGAUUUAUUGAUGUCACAGAUCAUCUAAACUGGCCCUGGAGUAAAAAUGUUGACGAUGAGCAUGAUCUGCCGAGUUACAAUUACCCCAAACAGACGUCAGAGGUUGAUUCUUUCGAAAACUUGAGUACCUUGAUUGACAAGGAUGAGAUGUAUAUGAAUCUGGCAAAUUUUUGCAGUUUCUUCACCAGAUACUACAAAUCCCCCAGUGGAUAUGAAUCAGCCUUAUGGCUCUCAGAGAUUAUACACAAUAUUACUGAUGUGAUACCGAAAGGUGCUGUUGAAAUUGAGCAUUUUGACCACAAGAAAUGGAGACAAUUCUCGAUUAUAGUGAGAAUACCAGGGCACAAAACUCCAGAAAAUUUGGUUGUCAUGGGGUCUCAUCUCGAUUCGUUGAAUUUAAUAUUUCCGUCAUGGAUAGCCACCCCUGGUGCAGAUGACAAUGGAUCGGGAACUGUGACCAACUUAGAGGCUUUGAGAGUCUAUGCCAAACAUAUUGCUGAUGGUAAUUUCCCCGACAAUACCGUUGAGUUCCAUUUUUACUCUGCGGAAGAAGGUGGGCUAUUGGGUUCAAUGGAUGUUUUCUCAUCUUACAAAGAACAAGAAAAACUAGUAGUGGCCAUGAUACAACAGGAUAUGACAGGUUAUGUUCGCAAUAAGCGUGACGAACACAUUGGACUUGUCACUGAUUUUACAGACCCAGCCCUUGUUGACUUUAUGAAAGUGAUAAUAAACUCAUAUGCUUCGAUACCAUAUAGAGAAACGACUUGCGGCUAUGCGUGCAGCGAUCACGGUAGUGCCAUGAAGAAUGGGUUUCCCGCUGCCUUCAUCUUAGAAUCCGAAUACAACAAGACAAACCAGUACAUCCAUACAACGAUGGACACUCUCGAUCGUUUAAGCUUCGACCAUAUGGCAGAACACGCCAAAGUUACCUUGGGUGCCGUUCUAGAAUUAGCUAACUGGGAAUUCAUGAGGCUAACGUAG
Torulaspora delbrueckii is the source of this 1128-nucleotide messenger RNA. RefSeq names its product putative aminopeptidase. Gene Ontology annotation, biological process: proteolysis. Lineage: Eukaryota; Fungi; Ascomycota; Saccharomycetes; Saccharomycetales; Saccharomycetaceae. The transcript has a single exon. The record is from RefSeq and is a predicted model, not a curated record. Gene Ontology annotation, molecular function: metalloexopeptidase activity. Bases 1 to 1128 code for a protein of 375 amino acids.